AUGGCCGUCGCCACAGCGAUUGGGUUUUUGACGCCCUUGAAUGGCAAGUUGGAGGAAAAGGGCAACUCGAUUCCCAAAAUACCCCUCUCCAAAGGCAUUACAUAUGUCGGCCGCGAUUGCAUUCCGAUCACCGACAAGCGCCUCAGCCGGCAGCAUAUUGCCGUCAGUGUCUCCGAUGACGGCUCCGCUGACAUCAUUGUUGAAGGGACGAACCCGGUAGUCGUAAGAUCACAAGGUGAGAGGAAGAAGCUUUUGUCUGGAGAAAAGCAGAAAAUUCAAACUGGGGAUGUUAUAGAGUUAUUGCCUGGUCAUUACUUUUUCAAAGUCGAAAUUUUAUCAUCUAUUACUAGACAAAAAAGGCCUUUUGAUGAUGGAAAUGGUAAAGGUAAAGAGCUUGCAUGUAGUAGGAAGCGAUUGCAAAAGUUUUCACAGGAGCAGACACUUGUUGAAAAUUCAAAUUGUAAUGAUGAAGACUCAAACACUUCCUCCGAGGGUAUAAGGCAUUUCCAAGUUCCUAAAGAUAAGCUGCCGCUGACUUUUAGGCUAUUGAGAGUGAAAGGAUUGCCAGAGUGGGCAAAUACGAAUGCUGUUUCCAUUAGUGAUGUGAUUCAGGGUGAUGUUCUCUUUGCCGUCCUUUCAAAUUAUAUGGUCGAUAUUGACUGGCUACUUUCUGAAUGUCCAAUGCUUAGAAGAGUCCUGCAUGUGCUAGUUGUCCAUGGGGAAGGUGACGGUACCCUCGAGUACAUGAAGAGAAAUAAGCCUUCUAACUGGAUUCUCCACAAACCUCCACUGCCCAUUUCAUACGGAACACAUCAUUCAAAGGCCAUGCUUCUUAUCUAUCCACGAGGAGUGCGAGUCAUUGUGCAUACAGCAAACUUGAUAUAUGUUGACUGGAACAACAAAUCCCAAGGUUUGUGGAUGCAAGAUUUUCCAUGGAAGGAUCAAAACAGUACAAGUAGUGGGUGUGGAUUUGAAAAUGACCUGGUCGAGUAUCUGAGCGCAUUGAAGUGGCCUGAAUUCAAUGCCAACUUACCAGGCAUCGGUAGCUUCAAUAUAAAUCCCUCUUUCUUCAAGAAAUUUGAUUACAGCUCUGCCAUGGUGAGGCUUAUUGCUUCAGUCCCAGGAUACCAUUCUGGCUCGAGCCUAAGGAAAUGGGGACAUAUGAAGUUACGAACUGUUCUUCAAGAGUGUACCUUUGAGAAUCAGUUUGAGAAAUCUCCACUUAUUUAUCAGUUUUCUUCACUAGGUUCGUUGGAUGAGAAAUGGAUGACUGAGCUGGCAUCUUCCAUGUCAGCAGGUAUGACCGAAGACAAAAGGCCUUUGGGUCCCGGUAAACCCUUGAUCGUAUGGCCAUCUGUGGAGGACGUCAAAUCUUCCUUAGAGGGCUAUGCAGCUGGAAAUGCAAUUCCAAGCCCACUAAAAAAUGUAGAGAAAGAAUUCCUCAAAAAGUAUUGGGCAAAGUGGAAAGCUGGCCACACAGGUCGCUGUCGUGCGAUGCCUCAUAUAAAGACAUUCACACGCUACAAUGGGCAAAAUCUCGCAUGGCUACUGCUGACCUCAUCGAACCUCAGCAAAGCUGCCUGGGGAGCUCUGCAGAAGAAUAACUCUCAGUUAAUGAUCCGUUCAUAUGAGCUGGGUGUACUAUUCUUGCCUCUACACAAGGAAUAUCGAUGUGGCUUUUCAUGCACAGAUGGCGCACAAAACUCAAAGGAUAUAUCGACUUCUCAAACAAGUUCUGAAGUGAAACGAACAAAACUUGUGACCCUGUCUUGGAAAAGUAACCAAAAUAACCAAUCAUGUGAAGUUGUUCGAUUGCCCGUGCCUUAUGAACUUCCUCCAAGACCUUACUCUUCGGGAGAUAUACCCUGGUCCUGGGAUCGACGGUAUACAGAGAAGGAUGUAUAUGGCCAAGUUUGGCCAAGGCAGAAUAUUGAAGCUUUGAUGUUAAUGGACUGUACACUUCCGUCUUUCAAUCGAAGCAGUGGUUUAUUCGGCGGCCAAAGGAUCAGUCAUCGAACACCCUUUGCUUAUCAUCAGAGAGGAGCAUUUCGUUGCGCUACAACUUGUUCAAUGAAGACCUAUAAGCUGUCAGAUCUUAGCAGGUCUGAGGUUAUUAGCCUUAAAGCUCGCCCUCGGAUUGAUUUCCGAUCGAUUUUUGAAGUGGUUGAGCCCAUUAUUGAUGAUGUGCGGAGUAGAGGUGAUGCUGCUGUCAAGGACUAUACACUGAAGUUUGACAAAGUUGAACUAAACAGCAUCGUUGAGAGUGUGAAUGACUUUCCGAAUCCAGCGCUUGAUCCUUCUGUUCAAGAAGCGUUUGAUGUGGCGUACGACAACAUUUUUGCUUUCCAUGCUGCACAAAAACCGGUUGAGCAGUUUGUGGAGAACAUGGAAGGUGUUCGAUGCAAAAGAGUAGCACGGAGUAUUUCUUCUGUGGGUCUUUAUGUUCCUGGUGGCACUGCUGUAUUACCUUCAACAGCCCUGAUGCUGUCAGUUCCUGCACAAAUUGCUGGGUGCAAAACCAUUGUACUCGCAACUCCUCCUGCUCAAGAUGGUAGCAUUUGUAAGGAGGUUCUUUAUUGCGCAAAGAAAGCUGGUGUUACUCAUAUUCUUAAAGCUGGAGGUGCUCAGGCAAUUUCAGCUAUGGCAUGGGGAACUGAUUCUUGCCCUAAGGUUGAAAAGGUAUAUGGGCCUGGAAAUCAGUAUGUGACUGCUGCAAAAAUGAUUCUCCAGAAUAGCGAAGCUAUGAUUUCAAUAGACAUGCCUGCUGGACCAUCAGAAGUACUUGUCAUUGCUGAUAAACAUUCAAGUCCUGUUCACAUAGCUGCAGAUUUGCUUUCCCAGGCUGAGCAUGGCCCUGAUAGCCAAGUUGUUCUUGUAGUUUCUGGAGAAGGUGUCGAUAUAAAUGCGAUUGAGGAUGAAAUCAAUAAGCAAUGCAAUAGCCUUCCACGGGCAGAGUUUGCUUCCAGAGCACUAAGCCACAGCUUUAUUGUUCACGCUCGUGAUAUGGUUGAGGCAAUUGCCUUUUCGAAUCUCUAUGCACCUGAGCAUUUAAUAAUCAACGUGAAAGAUGCUGAAAAGUGGGAAUCGUUCGUUGAGAAUGCAGGUUCUGUAUUUUUGGGUCAGUGGACACCUGAGAGUGUUGGGGAUUAUGCAAGCGGCACAAAUCACGUUCUUCCAACAUAUGGUUACUCACGAAUGUAUGGUGGAGUGUGUUUAGAUUCGUUCUUGAAGUACAUUACAGUUCAGUCAUUGACAGAAGAAGGGCUGAGGAACCUCGGGCCUUAUGUAGCUACUAUGGCUGAAGUCGAGGGACUUGAUGCCCACAAGCGAGCCGUAACCCUUAGACUACAGGACAUUGAAGCUAAAGCAAGCACAUCUUUUCCCAAAUAA
Messenger RNA from Striga hermonthica, 3390 nucleotides. The record is from the annotation of a GenBank genome assembly. NCBI's taxonomy places the organism in Eukaryota, Viridiplantae, Streptophyta, Magnoliopsida, Lamiales, Orobanchaceae.